Thunnus maccoyii (southern bluefin tuna) is the source of this 2210-nucleotide messenger RNA. Its product is annotated as 5-hydroxytryptamine receptor 1B-like. The record is from RefSeq and is a predicted model, not a curated record. Gene Ontology annotation, biological process: vasoconstriction; adenylate cyclase-activating adrenergic receptor signaling pathway; bone remodeling. Gene Ontology annotation, cellular component: plasma membrane. Gene Ontology annotation, molecular function: G protein-coupled serotonin receptor activity. NCBI's taxonomy places the organism in Eukaryota, Metazoa, Chordata, Actinopteri, Scombriformes, Scombridae. The coding region runs from base 157 to 1305 and encodes 382 amino acids. The transcript has a single exon.
GAUAACUGCUGUUGGAGAUGGAGCCGCUUUUAUUUUGGGUUUAAAAAAAAAAGGAGAAACGCGCGUCAUGGAUGAAUAUUUGACUGAUUUCAGAGUGAUCUCCAGGCUUUCCUUUGAGCUCAAUGACAGGGGGAUCUGACGAGGGAAGGUGGAGGGAUGGAGAAUGCCAGUCAGGUCAAACCAACGCCUGUCAUCUACGGAGAGCUGUUGAACAUCUCCACCAACGACACCCAUGUCAAUUUCACGUCGAAAGCGGAGGCGAAUGACACUAACUUGGCUUUCCAGGCGGGUCUAGCUGUGACUUUAUCCCUCAUAACUUUCGCCACGACGCUCUCAAACGCGUUUGUCAUCGCCACUAUUUACCAAUCCCGAAAAUUACACACCCCGGCAAACUUUCUGAUCGCCUCUCUGGCUGUCACGGAUCUGCUGGUGUCCAUUUUGGUGAUGCCCAUCAGCGCGCUGUAUACUGUGAGCCAAACGUGGACAUUAGGGCAGGUGGUGUGCGAUAUCUGGCUGAGCUCGGAUAUAACGUGUUGCACCGCGUCCAUCCUCCACCUGUGCGUAAUUGCGCUGGACCGCUACUGGGCCAUUACGGACGCGGUGGAGUACUCCAAGAAGCGCACGCCGGGGCGCGCAGCCGGGAUGAUCGCCACCGCUUGGGUAAUCGCCAUCUCCAUCUCCCUGCCGCCUUUCUUCUGGCGCCAGGUGAAGGCAGAGGAGGUGACGACCUGUAACGUGAACACGGAUCACAUUUUCUACACUAUCUACUCCACCUUCGGCGCUUUCUACAUCCCCACGCUGCUUCUCAUCGCCCUGUACGGGAGGAUUUACGUGGAAGCCCGAAAGCGCAUCCUGAAGCAGUCUCACAAGACGGGGAAAAGACUCACCUCGGCGCACCUGGUCACCAACUCCCCCGGCUCGGUGGCGUCCACAACCUCCCUGAACUACGGGACGAACGACACCUCCUCCUGUGACACUACCUCGUCCGCGAACUUGAGCCAAGUGAAAGUCACUGUGUCCGACGCGCUGCUGGAGAAGAAGCGGAUCUCCGCCGCCAGAGAGAGGAAGGCGACCAAAACUCUGGGAAUAAUCCUCGGAGCCUACAUCAUAUGCUGGCUCCCGUUUUUCAUUUACACUCUUCUAGUGCCUGUCUGCGAGUCCUGCUUCCACCCGGAGUUAUUUGACAUUUUCACCUGGCUGGGUUACCUCAACUCCUUAAUCAACCCCAUCAUUUACACCAUGUCCAACGAGGACUUCAAACAGGCUUUCCACAAACUACUACGGUUUAAAUGUUGCAGGGCAUAAACGAUUAUUACCAGCCACAAUUACCCCCAUUAAAUCCCAUCUCUAGUCAUCUGUAUAAUGCCAGAAUUGAAUCAAACCCACCACAAAUAUUUCACUCCCCAGGUUUCCCCUGAGGGCUACAACGCCAAUAUCCAGAUUGUUUAUGAUAAUGUGGCUCCAGAAUGAGCUUUGAGCUGAUAGAUGAUACAGAGGACUGUGGAAAAUGUAUUGACCUGCCAUCCAGUCUGCAUUGUAUUCUCAUGGCUCUGUGUAAUGAAUGACAGCCAUUUCUUAAUCAUUGGAAUUUUUAGAGAGAAAUAGCCUGCUGUUGUCAGUGCAGAAGAGAAAUCUCGGAGGGUGUGAUGAUGAUGAUGAUGAUGUGGAAGCACUGUGCCUGGUUUGCAGUCAAUAGUCUUAUAAUAAUGACUUGGAGAAAGCCCAUAGCCCCAGAUGCAGGGGCCCCGCCUGUAUGUGCUGCACUGGACUGUGGCCUACAGACUCACUUUGCCAUAUGAGUUUGACAGUCAACGUCAGUUGGCUUGUAAGCACAAACAGCUUAGGACUAAGCUACCAUGAGCCCCAAGGGCAAAAAAUUACAUUUGUGUUUCAUUUUCCUGACUCAAUAAGGGGAAAUACUGGUGCCUACAAGUUUAGUUUUGUUUCUCAGACGUGCCUGGCCCAGAUAGAGAUAAAAGCAUGAUUUUAGUUUGCAGAAAAGAUACAAAUUUGGUUCAUUCUUGUGGCCAGUGUAUGUUUUUUUCUUUUCUUUUCUUGCUGUGACUGAUGUUCACUUUAAACAAGGCUCCAAACUGAGUGUAAAUGUAUGAAUCUGUAUGCAUCAGUGUGAUUUUUAUCUUGAUUUUGCUGAAGAGGAUUUUCGCUCAGAUGAAUGAGUAUCGUACUGUAAAAUAAGUGACAGAAUGAAG